Molecule: messenger RNA, 1741 nt
Organism: Dictyostelium purpureum
Lineage: Eukaryota; Evosea; Eumycetozoa; Dictyosteliales; Dictyosteliaceae
Exons: 2
Coding region: 1-1554 (517 amino acids)
Molecular function (GO): protein binding
Source: RefSeq, a predicted model, not a curated record
AUGCUAGGUCCAGAAUUUGCCAAGUUUUCAAAACAAGCAAGAGAUUAUCAUUUCGAUAGUUUCCCAUACGAAAAUUCCUACGAAGAGGAACCAUACGAAGAUCAUUAUAAAAUAAUAGCAUACAACGAAAAAUGGGGGCCAAAAUAUGCAUACGAUAUUAAAUCACAAUCAAAAUAUAAUCAGAGCAAUAGACAAUCACCAGGUUUAUCACCAAGAUAUCAAUCAUCGCAACAAUAUCAAAAAUCCUCUCCAUCAUUAAAAUCAAAUUCAUCAUACAAUAAUAGUGGCAACAAUAGCAAUACUUCAAUAUAUAAACCAAAAAAGAAAAAUUUAAAUAUUAAGUUAAUCAUUAAAAACUUAUUAUUACCAAAUAAAUAUAACCCAUUAAAACGUACCACAUUUAUCAGUAUAUUACCUAUAGAAGUUACAAUGAAAAUCAUUUCAUAUUUACCAUUUGAAGAUAUCGUUAGUAUUCAAUAUGUAUGUUCAGAUUGGUAUCAAAUCACCAGAGAAGAAAUUCUUUGGAAGAUUAUUUAUCAAAACUAUUUCCAAUGUUACCCAAAUAGAGAAUUGUUUUUAAAGAAAUCAGAUAAAUCAAAAGACCUUCAUUGGAGAGAAAUAUUUAGACAACAACACGACCGUGAGCAAAAAUGGAAAGGUGAUCGUUUCAAAGAGGCUCAUUUAAUUGGACAUACAGGUACUGUUUGGGCAUUACAUUUAGAUGAGGAUAGGGUAUUUACUGGUUCAUUCGAUAAAACCGCAAAAGUAUGGGAUGCAAAAACAAAGAAAUGUAGAUUUACACUCUCUGGUCAUUAUUACCCAAUUCAAUGUUUAGAUGCCAAGGACGAUAUAAUGGUGACAGGUUCUCUCGACAAUAGUAUUAGACUCUGGGAUUUGGGUCAAGGUAAAUCCAAAGGUAUUUUAACAACUCGUGCUCAUAAUUUCGAUGUUUUCUGUUUACAAAUGGUCGAUAAUACAAUUAUUUCAGGCUCAAGCGAUUCAACAGUCAAGGUAUGGAAUAUUCAAGAUAUAUUAAAUGAUAACGAGCCAGAGGCACCACUCACACCAGAGGAAGAGGAUGAAUUGAUGGAUCCAUUCUUUCAUCAAUCAUGUGUUACAUGUCUCCAAGUUUACGAUAAUAUUUUAAUGAGUGGUGGUAGCGAUAAAGUUGUACGUGUUUGGGAUUUAAAUACAUCACAACCAAUUCAAGUAGUACAAGGUCAUAACGAAGGUAUAAGAGCACUCCAAUUCAAAGGAAAUGUUUUAGUUACUGGUUCCGAUGAUAUGACUUGUAAGCUUUGGGAUUUAAGAAGUAAAUCAUGUAAUAUAUCAACUCUCCGUGGUCAUAAUGGCGCAAUUCGUUGUCUUCAAUGGGAUGGAACAACUUUAAUUACAGGUUCUAAUGAUCAAACAGUACGUUGGUGGAAUUUAAACUAUGAUUCUAGUCAAAGUAAAGAAUUGUUUUCAUUUAGCAGUAGUAUUUCAUGUUUAAAAUUUACAGAUAAUAUUUUAAUGUGUGGACUUUCAGACUCAAAAGUACAAAUUAUUUAUUAAACGAAACAUAAUAUAAUAAUCAAACAAUAAUAAUAUUUUAAUAGAACACAACGAUAUACUCGAAUAGACAAUAAUAAUCGAAUAGUUAUAUAUAUAGAAAAAAAAAAACAAAAAAAUAUAAUAAUAUUAAUUUUUUUGUAAAAUUACUUUUUUUAAAAAAAUAAACUUUGUAUAUUAAUAAAAAAUU